Messenger RNA from Oncorhynchus tshawytscha (Chinook salmon), 3439 nucleotides. RefSeq names its product calcium-binding protein 39. Gene Ontology annotation, molecular function: protein serine/threonine kinase activator activity. The record is from RefSeq and is a predicted model, not a curated record. The coding region runs from base 1723 to 2748 and encodes 341 amino acids. Gene Ontology annotation, biological process: intracellular signal transduction. The transcript has 9 exons. Lineage: Eukaryota; Metazoa; Chordata; Actinopteri; Salmoniformes; Salmonidae.
UCGUUUAGAUGACAAUUAGCUGGUCUGCCUACAUUGGACAAUGUUAGCUAACCCCAGGCAGUUAAAAUAGCUGUCUAGCUAACGACGUUAGCGAGCAAGUAGAGGUCUGUCAAAAGCUUUCAAGCAUAUAACGUUAUUUGUUAGCUAACGUUAGCCUGGCUACAGUAACUUAUCAGUAUGAAGUUAGCUAGCUAGAUAUUCUAAUGUAGCUAGCUGCUACACACGAGAAGUUAGCAAGACCUUGAACACAAAAAAAACCUAGCAGGAUCGCAAAAGUAGUUAGUACAGUAGCUAGCUGGCACGGUUGUCUAGUUAGCCAACGUUGUCGCUAGCCAACUAACGUUAACUAGGUUUCUAACUAGUUAACUAGCCAGAAAGCGUUGCCGUUGUCUUAGCAAGCUAGUCAUAUUUAAAGGCCUGUUGUGUAUUUAGGCCUCCCGUAUAGACCACAAUAUGAGCUAACGUUGGUUGGCAGGCAGGCUGGAGGGCUUGCACGAUAAUUGAUGGACACGGAUUGAAAUCUGAUAAUGAAACUAAAAUAGUACGUUAGCCAAAUAAUUGACUGACUAGUAAGGUAACUACCGAGUUAUCAAACAUUUUAGAACUAGUAAUUUGUUAGCUAGCCAUCACGAAAUAUUGUGCGCAGACGCUGGCUGACAUCUUCACCAGACACGUUUGUAUUGUGCGGUUCACUGUGCGCUUGCUGAUAACUAAUAUGGCAAUGAGCGGUUGAUGCAAUAAUGUUUUGUGGUAGUGCAUAGUUAGUUAGUUCGCAACUGCAUAGGUAGUUAGCUAACUAGUUAGCCACACUAUAUUUUCCAAUUUAGCUCUCCAAUGCUAGCCCGUGCUAGUUAAAUUAGGGACCAAUAGCACGCUACCGGUCUCACACGAGUUGCAUGUACUAGUACCAAAGUCAUAAUGGAAAAGCACCAUGCAAUCUGCAGAGCUACAAUUGUGAAUGAGUUAUUCCCUAUCUAGUUAGUUAAUACUUAAAAGCCGUAUACAUGUUAUCUGUUGGUCUACGUCAUGCUAAAGGCGGUCACAUUGGAGGAGAGCAGAGUUGCCCCAACUUGAUCUUGGGGCCUCCACUGGGUGCACGUUUUGUUUUUUGCCCAUGCUCUACCCAGUUGAUUCAAAUAGCCAACUCACGAAGCUUUGACUAUUUGAAUCAGCUGUGUAGUGUUAGGUGGAGGACAAAACAAAACGUGUACCCAUUGGGGUGGGUUGUGGAAACCCUGGAGUAGAGAAGUGGUGCCUACAUUAACAAACUUUAGCCUGUGAGUGAAAGGUGCAUUGAUCACCUGGUGAAGUUAAAAGGUGUGCUGAGAUUAAUAUCGAAUUGGCCAGAGUUCAAACCGGGGGGCGGGGUCAGAGUUUUCUAUUUCAAUUUGUUAACAUGUGACACAUCACAUAUGUGACCAGGCUAGGUCUUGCUUUAGUGCUUGUUGGUUAUAUUCUUGCCUCCAGUGCUGGGUUCUAAUUCUAAAUGUAGAUGCCAUGCCAAAACAGGUCAGAGUCUGAGCUAGACUGUGCCAGAUUUUGGGUUCACAGGUCAGGUGAUGAUCCCACCUGGAAACAGGUUGCCAAAGCAGAUCGACCGACAGACCGAGCUGGUACAUCACCCCCGGUCUCAGUUGGUAUCCACUGCAUUUUGACAGUGGUGUAAACUACUUGGGUAGGACUGUGCACUCGCUGCUUGGUCGACCACGGUAACUCACCACCAUGCCGUUCCCCUUUGGCAAGUCCCACAAGUCGCCAGCGGACAUCGUCAAGAACCUGAAGGACAACAUGACGGUGUUGGAGAAACACGACAUCUCUGACAAGAAAGCUGAGAAGGCCACAGAGGAGGUGUCUAAGAGCCUGGUUGCGAUGAAGGAGAUUCUGUAUGGCACUAAUGAGAAGGAGCCCCAGACAGAGGCGGUGGCCCAGCUGGCCCAGGAGCUCUACAACAGCGGCCUGCUCAGCACCCUCGUAGCUGACCUGCAGCUCAUCGACUUUGAGGGUAAGAAGGAUGUGGCUCAGAUCUUCAACAACAUUCUGAGACGUCAGAUCGGGACACGGACGCCCACGGUGGAGUACCUCUGCACUCAGCAGAACAUCCUCUUCAUGCUGCUCAAAGGGUACGAGUCUCCAGAGAUCGCUCUGAACUGUGGCAUCAUGCUGAGGGAGUGUAUCAGGCACGAGCCACUGGCCAAGAUCACCCUGGGGGCCGAGCAGUUCUACGACUUCUUCAGAUACGUGGAGAUGUCCACGUUCGACAUCGCUUCAGACGCAUUUGCAACUUUUAAAGACUUGCUAACGAGACACAAGAUUCUGAGUGCAGAGUUCCUGGAGCAGCAUUACGACAGGUUCUUCAGUGAAUAUGAGAAGUUACUCCACUCAGAGAACUACGUGACUAAAAGGCAGUCCCUCAAGUUGCUGGGAGAGCUUCUUCUUGAUCGACACAAUUUCACCAUCAUGACGAAAUACAUCAGCAAGCCAGAGAACCUCAAGCUAAUGAUGAACCUCCUUCGGGACAAAAGCCGCAACAUCCAGUUUGAGGCCUUCCACGUCUUCAAGGUGUUUGUGGCCAACCCCAACAAGACACAGCCCAUCUUGGACAUUCUUCUGAAGAACCAGACCAAACUCAUCGAGUUCCUCUCCAAGUUCCAGAACGACAGGACGGAGGACGAACAGUUCAACGAUGAAAAGACGUAUCUGGUCAAACAGAUCAAAGAUCUGAAAAGGCCGUCCCCCCAGGAGGCCUGAGGGAGGGGCUUAAGGGGUCCAGACAACAUCUGGAUAACAGACUUGUCAGCAGCUGCUGCUGUUCUAGUUUUUCCACUAUUUGAGGAAACGAAUCGGAAAAAAAUAACGCACCCACAUCAAGUCAUCAGGAAUUCUCCAGCUCAUUCUGCUGUUCAACACAACGGACAUUAGAUUAUUUUUUAUUUUUUUAUUUUUUUCUCCUUUAAAAAGAAGAGCUGAACAUAAUAGAUGCUGCACAUUAAGACAUGUGGAAGGGUAACAUCAACAACACAACAAAGGUCAUUUAAGCAAAUCGUAACAAUGAAAUCUACUACAUUUGAGCGCUAUGCAGACUUCUGACGCACACACAUAUGCUAUAAUAUCAGCAUAAACCUUGAGAUGGCAAGGUACUAGCAAAGUGAACAUUGGGGUGUUGGUUGCAUGCCUUGUUCAAAUGUGACAGAUACAUGGCUGUGCUUGGGGCUAAACGCUGGCUGAGAGAUUACAUUUCCAGUCUUGCCCUGUCUACUUAGUGCCACAGAUGGCAAAAAGCACAUACCAGCUACAACUCUUAUCUAUGCCUUCAUCGUGUGCAACAGUGAUUCAUUUUAAAAUGGGCUCUCAAAUGGCCUCACCGAACCAUGCAGCUAUUGGUGUUGUGAAACAGCACAAAGCAGAUGGUAUGGAUAAAAUGCUUGAUAUUAUUUUGGUA